UUCCCCACUGCCUUUACAUCGGCUCUCCGUCCUCUUUCGCGAGCAGUCACAAGCGCAGCUUCUUCAGAACGCACCCGUCUCUCUGCUGCAUCUAUUCAGUUUAUCUGUGCCGCAGCCAUGGGGUUAGGGAAGGCGUUCGAGCCUUUACUCCCCCUCUACUUCCCCACCCUCCUAUCUCUCUGUGCUCGCCCCAACAAAGUAUUCAUAGCCCGCGCCAAGACUGGUAUAGCUACCAUCAUUGAGCAGACACAGCUCCCUGCUAUCCUCUCCUUUCUAAUCGAACCACUCAAGGAUAAGUCAGUCUCUCUGAGGUUGAUUGCCAUUGAGGGCCUGCUAGCUUGCCUCAAUUGCUUUAACCCUCCAGACCUGGAGAAGGAGUCUCGUGCUCGUGAGAUAGAGACUGCCAUCAAGAUCACCGCCCAAGAUGCUAGUGGUGAUGUUCGAAAAGUAAGCAAACAGGUGUUUGGUGCAUACAAGAUCCUCCUUCCAAAUCGGGUGGACAGGUCAGUG
Molecule: messenger RNA, 510 nt
Organism: Heterobasidion irregulare TC 32-1
Lineage: Eukaryota; Fungi; Basidiomycota; Agaricomycetes; Russulales; Bondarzewiaceae
Exons: 1
Source: RefSeq, a predicted model, not a curated record